GGAGAUAGGCUCCGUGAACACUCACAAUAAUACCCAUAGUACAUUUAUGUGUUCUAUAGUAUAAUAUUACCAUCAGAAUUUUACUAUGAAUUUUCCUAUAACUGUAGUGGUAUCCAUUACUAUUACUAUUACUGUUUCGGGUUCGCAGAAUUACAGAUAAAUAUUCCAAGACCAAGACCAAGUUUAUUCAUCCAUGACGUUUGGUUCCGUAUUCAGAGGUCCCCCCUCGUGAAAUUUCCCAAACACGAGCCUAUAUCUGUAACAAUCACAUAAGUAUGCGCAUAUGGACGUUUCACCCCCUCCCUGUAUUUCUUUUUGUUCGAUGCCUUUCUAUUUCCUUCCGGUUCCAUCCGGUCGGUCGCGCAUGAAGGCAUGCAACGCAAGCGCACCUACAGAUGCCAGUAUUCGUACAGCACUGUGAAACCAUCUAUCACGGCGCGUGGUUUUUAGUCCUCCAGUUAACGCGGACAAGUACGCAUCGGGAAUCGAGGAAAAAAUCGCUCUACGAUACCUGGAGAAAAAACAUCUAAUGAAUUACAAUUUUACGCGAUAAAGUCUCCGUUAACCACCGUUAUUAAUGGAGUGUCAUCGCGAGGGAUUGACAUGACGAAUAGUCAUUGCGUUCGUUAAAAGAAAAAAAAAUUAAAACUCGAUGUAAGUAGAAGUCGUGCAUCUCUAAAAUGGAAACCAAGAACUUGGGGAUAUCGCGAAUCUUCGUGUGUUGCUCAAAUAUCAUUUUCCUGAUAUCGGGUUUCGGGUUGAUGUCGUUAGGCGCAUUGCUAUUAGCCGACGACGAGCGCGUUCUGUUAUCGCGUUUGCUGGGACCAGGUGACAUACACCCCGAGCAACCACUCUUUUACUAUCUGGCUUUCGCUGUCGUUGGUUUAGGAUUUCUAAUCACGAUCACGAGUCUGCUGGGAUGCUGGGCAACUUGUCUCUAUAACCGAUGCGCCACUGUCUCUUAUUUUAUCACGAUCAUUGUACUGCUGAUCGGUGAAUGCACCGUUUGCGUUAUGGUGGUGUUUUGGCCACACAUUCUGGGCAUCGAUGUCAGACCAGCGCGACUGAUACGGGCUUUGCAACGGAGUUACGCUGUCCCUGGUCGAGAACAAUUCACGGCAGCCCUUGAUCUUGCACAGACCACGUUUGUUUGCUGCGGCAUAAACGGAAGUAGCAAUUACGGCACCUCCUGGUGGCGGCUGCAGGAAAUCGGACGAAGAGAAUUAGUGGUGCCUCUCAGUUGCUGCGCCCUGAACAACGCCAACGAGACGGACUCCUUCCUCAACCCCGAACCUGCCAAUCUUACUCUCUGCCAGGCUUUGAACCCAGCCGAACAUCAAUACGCCCGACACACCGCGGGUUGUUUGGAAAUGCUGGAGAAAUGGACACAGGAUCAAGCCCUGAUACUGCUCACCGUUGGCCUGGCCGUGAUUUUCGUGGAAGUAGGUGCGCUUCUGAGCACGUUCUUCGCCUGUUCCAGAGGCAAUAAAAGGGCCAAAUCUCAAGCUUCAACGUUCACGUCCACUCAAACCCUGAGCCCCUUUAGCGAGAGUGACCACGAUUUCGGCAUGGGAAUCGAGAAUCAAAUGCACGUGGCAGGAACGACGUUCGGCGCUAAGUCAUGAAGGUGGCUAGAGGGCAGUGAGGGUAAAUCACCAAUCGUCAACGAUGCAGACACGAAAUCCGUGUCCAAUCUAUCUAGGCUUAACGACAUAUCGCGAUUCAGUCGAAGUAUAAUCGAGGAAUGGAAAAAUCCGUCAAAAUUCUGCGACGACGUCCUGCGCAGCGACCAAUUGUACGAAGAACGCGCAAUCGACGUGCCAAACUAUCCCCCGCAUCAAAACUAUCUCAAGAAAAGCAACGACACAGUUAAGAUUCGCCAAGACAAGAGAACCAUUGGCAGAAGAACCCAAAAAAAUGGUACCGUCAGGAGCAUUCCGAUAAAACAUUAUCAGGCAUCGAUAGCACAUAACAUUGGUACGCUCAGACGAUCCGUGGCUCCUCAAUUGCAAUUCGAGUCAUCGAUCUCCGAGCCUGAAAAGGGCGUCUGCUCGUCAAAAUAUAAAAACAACCCCUCGAACGAUGCGUCUCUCACUCAGAACGAGACCAGACACUCCCAAACACGAUCGACUCACGUCUCAAACCCAUCCAGAAGAUCUUGUCACUCCUGCGACUAUCAGCGCGAACUUCAAAGCAGAAACAGCAAGACCACCUCGAAAUUGAAGACCCUGGAUAAAAGAAUAGUUAAAAGCGAGCACAACGUCGCCGUGCGCGACGACGAUCGAGACUUUAGUGACUUCGAUGAUUACUUCCAUAAGUCUAGCUCGCGAAGGCUGAACUCUGGUCACCGAAGAUCGAACGACGCAAAGCCUGAGGACCAAUCCAACAUGGAAAAUAGCACUAGACAUUCGAAAGACGGCGAGGUGGACGUCGGUGGUAAAUUGGGAACGAUCGAUUUGGAGCGCGGACACGUUGGUCAGAAGAUAUCCGCGUAUGAAGAGAACGCGAGAUGCAGUGGACGCAAUUGGAACUUCCACGACAGGUACCAAGUAUUUUCGGAGACGCCAAAACAUCGAACCAUAGGUGUGCCAUUGGUGGGAAUGCAUAAUGCUUGUGGUUUGCCUGUAGUGGCUUCCUGGCACGAUCACGAACUGCUGGAACCUCUGCGAGUCAGAAGCAGACUUUUGGGAACCCUGAGACCGAUUUUUAGAGGACCUCGCGCGUCCACUAGCUUUCGACAUCGAACGCAUCCCAAAAGAAGGGCUCCACAACCGAAUCAAGGUACUUUAAAAACAAUUCGUUCCACGGAAUCAAGAAACUCCGAUAGAAAGGCUGAUUACCCAUCGAUAAGGUCGCUGGUGUCCUUCGAAGUAGGCAGUGGCGAUGUCAGAAAGAGAAGGAGGCGUCGUUCUUCGCUCAAGGGAAAAAAAACGGGGACGUUAUCUUCGAAAAAUUCCAUGAAACGCACACAUAGAUCGUAUGUAAAAAAAAAUAAGGAAAAUUCGAUGGUUGGUAGCACUCGCAGAGGAUCGUUCGAAGCUGAAAACAACAAACGGCAAACAUUGUACGCACGGGACAAUGGCGAUGACGCGGUACAAGUUCUGAAGAAUUUGUGUCUGAAUCCUUUGGCUCGCACGAAGUCAGAAACUGAUAUGAUAUGGUGAUACUAAUUACUGUACUAGGAAAUAAGAUUCUGGAUUCCAUGAAUGUCACAGAAUUGAUCAAAAUUGUUCUUUAACCUUUCGUUUUAUAUGCAUACUUGCUAUUCGACGUUGAAAUCAUUAUAAAUGGAGUACAUUCUAUUGUUUACUUCUACAAUGCAUGUGUAUGCAUCGGCUGCUUUGUAAAUAUGCUUAAACGAGUUUAUAUUGUAACCUUGAUUAUUAUAAUACAAAACCCUUGCUACCCUCGUUAAGAAGUCAUGUAUUUUAAUACUUUAAACGUUAAUUAAAUAUUCUAAGUUUGUAAUAUUAUGUUACAUAGAUAAUCCUAGAAUUUGAGUUUGAUAUUAAAACAAUUAUGUU
Messenger RNA from Hylaeus volcanicus, 3524 nucleotides. RefSeq names its product tetraspanin-9-like. Bases 681 to 1625 code for a protein of 314 amino acids. Gene Ontology annotation, cellular component: membrane. The record is from RefSeq and is a predicted model, not a curated record. NCBI's taxonomy places the organism in Eukaryota, Metazoa, Arthropoda, Insecta, Hymenoptera, Colletidae. The transcript has 6 exons.